This is a messenger RNA of Dreissena polymorpha, 2858 nucleotides long. Its product is annotated as stathmin-like. The transcript has 8 exons. NCBI's taxonomy places the organism in Eukaryota, Metazoa, Mollusca, Bivalvia, Myida, Dreissenidae. The coding region runs from base 213 to 1052 and encodes 279 amino acids. The record is from RefSeq and is a predicted model, not a curated record. Gene Ontology annotation, cellular component: cytoplasm; neuron projection. Gene Ontology annotation, biological process: microtubule depolymerization; regulation of microtubule polymerization or depolymerization; neuron projection development. Gene Ontology annotation, molecular function: tubulin binding.
UCUGAAAUAUAACUCUACUGUUCGGAGUACUUUGGAAUACUUUUAGAUAGUUUGUCUGAAAGAUAUUGAACAAUUGUGUUGGACAGUGGAUUUGAUUUCUUUCUAGGUCCUCAGAAGUUGUUGCUGCAAAGUAGUUGAAUGAAGUGACAUUGAUCUGUGAAGUCUUCGGCUAAAGAUCUGGUGUGAAUAUCUGUAGAAAUUACAGAAUCAAAAUGUCACAAGUUUGCAAUUGGCUGACUGUGUUCUCAUGUAUGCGAGGAACUCCCAAAUACAAACUACAGCAACAGAUUCACCCGGGCCGGCCCGGGCAUUUUGAUGCUGUAAUUGUCUGGAAAGGAAAAGAGAACAAGAAAAGCAACUCUGGUGGGUUGGCCUAUGACGUUAUCCUGAAGCCUGCGGCCGGUGACCUGCCACGCCCCUCAUCCCCGCCCAAGGACAAGGGCCUCACCCAUGAAGACAUUGUACGCAAACUGCAGGAGGCGGAGGAACGACGACUGUCAAUGGAGGCGGAGAAGCUUGCGCCGAUCGCCAAGAUGCGUGAGCGUGCCCAGGAAGCCAUAGAGAGGUCACAGCAGGAGAAUGAGGAGUUCUCACGUGCCACGCAGGAGAAGCUGCGCCGCUCCAUGGAGGUCAACAAGGAGAACCGCGAUGCUCAGAUCCAGGCCCUACAGACCCGUCUCCGUGAACACCUGUUGAAAGUGGAGGAGACGUGCAGGAAAUCUGAAGAGAUGACAAAAGAGUUGGAGGAACGCAUCAAACAGAACCUCGAACAAAAGUCAGAAAACCGCCAGGCUCAAAUUGAUGCCAUGGUGCAGAAAUUGAAGGAACAUGAGAAACACGUGGAGGAGGUGGUGAAAGCGAACGAAGCCCUGUCGCGCAGUAAAUACAGUGAGGAGAAGGUACUGGAGAAGAUACAGAAGGCCAUUCAGAACCGAGAGAGCUUCCUGGAAGAACAGAAGAAACGGCUGCAGGAACAUGAAAAGAAAAUUGAAGAAGUUAGAAAUAAGAAGGCUGUAAUACAAUCCAGCGGUGAUUGCUCCCCAUGCGAGUAGACUGGGGCCAGGACGUCCACAUUGCCACUCAUGUGGAUGAGAUUGUACAUGUAUAUAACUGACAGGAGGACCAGCUACUCACAGUUUAUAGAAAUAAAACACUAUUCAUUACACAAACAGCAUUGAUUUGGAUUUGUGACUGGAAUAUACAGACAUUAUUGUUAACAAUUUAUAGUUCUGUAAUACCUUCUGUGAGACUUUUCAUAUUGAACACCGCUGAAGUGUACAUGCUUGAUUUUUUGCAUUUCGUCCAAAGGUACUUAAUUAACAGAAUCUCAUGUGUUUUAGUUAGUUUGCUAGUUGUAAGUCAAUAUUGUGUUUGAAUUGAAAAGCACAGGUUUUGGGACCAACACUUGUCCUUGGUAAAUGUGUAUUCGAGCCUUGUUUUGGGAAAUCCGGGUCAGAUUCAGGGACGACACUUUCCGCCUAAUCUGGAUUUUCAAUUUAAAAAGACUUCCUUUUAACCAAAGUGUCAUCCCUAAAUGCGGAGCUGCACAGGCUAAUAUGGGACUGAAGAUUAUGUACAUUCUUUAAGCUCAGUUUUCCCAAAUAACGGCUCAUUUUGUUUUUUAGUUUUCUUGAUUAGUGCUUUUGUAGUCUUUUCUAUUGUUAAGAAAUUGAAAACAAUGAAACAUUUUGUAGAGGACAGGGUGAGUACCGUCCUUUCGUUGUAGUUAAAAAAUGUGUGCUACUUUAUCCACAAUGUCUUGUAUACAGCUGAACGGUCCAUGUAUUAUCAAUAAUUUUUAAGCAUAUAACAUUAAAUUUGUCUUUACUUUGUGUUCUUGUGCUAAGUAGCAUGUAGUGCCGUAAGGGGACAAUCAAAUGAGCUAGUUUAUUUUUGACUGUAAAAUGAUCCAACAAAUAUUCCUAAUGGUUUCUUGGAUACUGGAAUCUUUUCGUAAAACAUUCCUUAAUGGUGUAUUUUUUUUAAUAACAGUAACAUAAUUACGCAGUCUUUUUUAACGUUGAUUAAAAUUAAUUUUACUAAAAACAGCAAAGUGGGUUCAUGUAGAUUAUGUAUUUAAUACUUGAGCUUCAAUUGAUAUGUAUAAAAAGUUAAUUGUGUGUGCUGUAAAAUGCCUUAAUUGUUAAUUUUAUUGUAAAGUAGUGUUGUACAUCUUGGUUAUAAAUAAACCAAUUUUUGUCUGUCUAGGAUCGAAUUUAAUACAUACAAUUUAAAUAAAAGUUCAACACACAAAGUCAUGCAGAAGUGGAAGUGACAUAAUUGAACUAUAUUACAUAAUAUUUAUAUUCUUAUUCCCCUUAAAUUUUUAAGCGAUAAGAAAUCCUUGUAAUAGCUAGCUUAAUUAACGCAUAGUGACAUGAAAUAAAAUGUUGAAACAUGGAAAGAUUAUUUAAAAUCAGUCUUCAUCAGAGAAAGAUAUGUUGUAAUGUUAUAUUUGUUAAUGCAAUGUUCUCAAUGCAAAGAAAUCCAUAUGAAAAGCUUUAAAAUGCUUGCUUCGUGGGAAUUGUUUUUCUUUACAAGUAUUUAUUUUGUCCAGUCCCUUUUUUUCACCCCAUAAAUAACACUUCAUCACUUGCAUUGAUCAUUCUUUUAAUUUCUUCCAUGCAUUUUGUGCCAUAUUAUUCAAAGAUUGUUUCUUUUUCAAUUGACUUAAUCUUAGAAUUGGUUGCAAACUGAGUAAUAAUUCGUGCUGCGUUGUGAAUAAUAUAUCAAAUACUGUAUAGUAGUAUUGUGUACACGGCAUGCUAAAUUGUAGUUCUUUUUGCCUUUUCCUUAUGCAGUUCAUAUUUCUCUAAAGUAGAUUUCGUCAUACGCUGCUAUUAAACUGUUCAUGAUAA